AUGGGCAUGCAGUUGCUAUAUUUGUCAGAAGCUGAGCGGCGAUUAUUGCUGUUUUAUAGACAUGCCACAGAAUUAAAACAAUAUUCCUCAAGGGAAGAAAACAUUCGUGGAAUUAUCGAAGCUGCAGCUGCAGAAACUGGUACGUACUACCUUCUUUCUUCUUCUUUUCAAAUGGCUGUUGUUCUUGUGGGAUUUUCUUUACCAAAAUUUCUGGGAACAACGUCUGCUCUUCUUUUAGAACUGGAAGUGUGCCUGUCCUUAGCCCGAUUUAGAGCUGCAGCAUCUGUUCGUUCGACAGGCUUCAAGCCAACUGUACCUAUUGCACCUGUGUUUAAAUGCGUCGAACGUUUGGAGAAACGCAAAGAGUUUUACACAAAAUUGGAGGAAAAACAUCAGGCUCUGGAGGCAGAGAAGCUGGAAUAUGAGGCUAAGACUAAGGAGGAAGAUGAAGCAGCCAUUAAAGAGCUGAGAAAGACAUUGGUGUUCAAAGCUAAUCCAGUUCCCAGUUUUUAUCAUGAAGUACCUCCACCUAAGCGUCAACUUAAAAAGAAGCCACUAACGCGGCCCAAAUCGCCAAAUCUAUCGAGAAGGAAGAGCUUUGGCGAUUCACUUGCCACUUCUCCAGAGGGAACCCCACCGGUUUGCUCAAGAGCCACUAGACACAGUCUGGGAACUAUUAAGGAUGGAAAAAGUGCUCCCACCAGCCCUCUCAAGAGCAAAAAUCAGACAGAUGAGAGCAAUGGAAAAGUCAAGGUUAAGGAAUCGGUUAAGGACGGUGGCCUGGCUGAGUCCCACGGUUCAGACAUUGCGGUCAAUGGCUGAUUCUUUCUGGUCAGUGUCUUGUUGACCCGGAUAUUUGUUUGCUUGCAAGAGAUGUAAA
This is a messenger RNA of Impatiens glandulifera, 880 nucleotides long. Its product is annotated as protein WVD2-like 2. Gene Ontology annotation, biological process: microtubule cytoskeleton organization. The coding region runs from base 1 to 822 and encodes 273 amino acids. The transcript has 5 exons. Gene Ontology annotation, molecular function: microtubule binding. Lineage: Eukaryota; Viridiplantae; Streptophyta; Magnoliopsida; Ericales; Balsaminaceae. The record is from RefSeq and is a predicted model, not a curated record.